CUUACGUCACUGCGCAUUAUGCCAACAAACCAUCUGUCAAAAAAUGGGAAAUUCUGACACAAAACUGAAUUUUAGGAAAGCUGUUAUUCAGCUGACGACAAAAACACAGCCUAUUGAAGCUAGUGACGAGGCAUUCUGGGAGCAGUUCUGGUCAGAAUGCGUCACCUGUGUGCAAGAUGUAUUCACGCUUAUACCGGCUGCCGAGAUACGAGCAUUACGGGAGGAAUCUCCAUCCAAUUUAGCCACCCUCUGUUACAAGGCUGUGGAGAAACUGGUCUCUGCAGCAGAGAGUGGCUGUCCUUCGCAGCGUGAACAACAAAUAGUGCUUAAUUGCAUUCGCCUUUUGACACGCGUGUUGCCCUAUAUCUUUGAGGAUCCAGACUGGCGGGGAUUUUUCUGGUCGACACUGCCUGGACAAGGAGAAGAAGCAGAAAAUGACAGUCCACCCUUGGCACAAACCUUGCUGAAUGCAUUGUGUGAUUUGCUGUUUUGCCCGGAGUUCACGGUGGCAUCGAGCAGAAAAUCUGGUCCGGACAACCCAGAGGACAUGGCCUCGAUCGACAGCUGCGAGUAUAUUUGGGAGUCCGGAGUGGGCUUUGCUCAUUCCCCCACCCACAACGUGAACCAUGACACCAACCGCAGUGAAAUAAUCAAACUUCUCCUCACAUGCUUCUCAGAAACCAUGUACCUGCCCCCAAUAGCUGAUGCCCACAGUAGCCCAAACCAGUGGAUUCAUUUCUUCACAUCUACAGAAAACAGGCACGCUUUGCCAUUGUUCACAUCUCUCCUGAAUGUUGUAUGUGCAUACGACCCUGUGGGUUACGGCUUGCCCUACAAUCACCUCAUGUUCACUGACUCCCGAGAGGCACUUGUGGAAUCGGCUUUACAGGUGCUCUGUGUCACCAUGGAGAAUGAAUCGACCAAUCAGAAUGUGUCUGUUGAUGGCACUGCCGGGGGGACUGCCAUGGAACCUCAGACUGAGGCUGGUGGUCCGGACAACUUAUUUGUGAACUACCUGUCUAGAAUCCACAGAGAGGAGGACUUUUACUUUAUCCUGAAAGGCAUUACCCGCCUGUUAAACAACCCUCUGAUGCAGACUUACCUGCCUGGAUCCACAAAGAAGAUCCAGUUUCACCAGGAAUUACUUGUGCUCUUCUGGAAAAUGUGCGACAUAAAUAAGAAGUUCAUGUUUUAUGUUCUGAAGAGCAGCGAUGUUCUGGACAUUCUAGUUCCCAUUCUGUAUUACCUGAAUGACGCCCGGGCCGACCAGUCGAGGGUUGGACUUAUGCAUAUUGGUGUGUUCAUACUGCUGUUACUGAGUGGGGAGCGUAACUUUGGUGUUCGUCUAAACAAGCCAUACACAGUCCGGGUUCCCAUGGAUAUUCCCGUGUUCACAGGCACGCAUGCCGAUUUUCUCAUUAUUGUGUUCCAUAAGAUCAUCACGACUGGUCACCAAAGACUCCAGCCACUGUUUGACUGUCUACUCACUAUCGUUGUAAACGUGUCCCCUUACCUGAAAACACUCUCCAUGGUGGCCAGUACCAAACUACUGCAUUUACUCGAGGCAUUCAGCACCCCUUGGUUCCUGUACGCAAGCCCGACCAACCACCAUCUUGUUUUCUUCCUCCUUGAGGUCUUCAACAAUAUCAUUCAGUACCAGUUUGAUGGUAACUGUAAUCUUGUGUACACGAUUAUACGGAAGCGCCAGGUGUUCCAUCAGUUGGCCAACCUCCCGACUGACCAUUCCUCUAUAGCCAAGGCUCUGACAAAGAGAGGCAAGAAACUCACACAGCCACUCACUCCAACUGACCACACGGAGCCCCAGACAAUGGAUGGAGCCCUGCCGGCUGCAGAGGCAGAGCCGGGGACCCUAAAAGUCUCACUGGCAGCCACACCCCUGAGCAUCGGCCUUGAGCAUGAUUUAUCGCGUGCUGAUCACGGUACUGCAGUGUAUAAUGGUAGACCGCUUUUCAAGCUAGAUAUUUACGAAGUUUCCCCCACACCAACUGUGCACACCACAAAAUCAAAAAAACGUCUUGAAAAGAUGACAGAACACACAGCGCCGGACGAGGUCCACAAAGAAGCUUUGCAGGAGCUGGCGACAAGCACGGGCACCAUGUCCAUUCAGCCACGGAAUGAGAUAGAGGACCCCAUGGCCCCUCAGGGUUCUCCUACCAAGCCCGAGCCCAAAGUUUUCAAGUCCCCAAGCACUGAGACGCCCCCUGCCACACCCACAACCCCAACUGAUCCUGGAAAAGCCCCACUUAAACGUGCGGGCUCCAAUGCGAGUGCUGGAGGGGGCUGGGUAGCCUCCCCAGAGUGGGUACACACAUGGAAGCAUAAACUUCCCCUACAGACAAUCAUGAGGAUGUUGCAGGUUCUGGUGCCGCAGGUCGAGAAAAUCUGUAUUGACAAGGGUCUAACAGACGAGAGCGAGAUUCUGAAGUUCCUUCAGCAUGGUACCCUGGUUGGGCUUCUGCCCGUCCCACACCCGAUAUUGAUCCGGAAAUACCAGGCCAACAGCGGCACAACAAUGUGGUUCCGAACGUACCUGUGGGGCGUCAUCUAUCUCAGAAAUGUGGAUCCCCCAAUAUGGUAUGAUACAAACGUGAAGCUGUUCGAGAUACAGAGGGUUUAGACCACUGAAUGGACCGUUUGUAAAACAGAGCAAGGAAGGGAGAAGCUUUUAUUCAGAUUUGAAGCUGUUCCAGAGUUUAUACAGCUAGCAAGACUGUGAAAUAAAAUUGGUAAUAAAAGGAAGAACAAGAUGACAACAUUGGACACUGAACAAAAUAUUAACUCUGAAAGACUUAAUGAAGAAAUAUUAUGAAUUUCUAGUAGUAUUAUAUACUAAGUUGACUGUACAUAUUGAAACAUACCAUUUCUUACAAAACUUUUGAAAGGAUUUUAAACAGUUAUUCUGAAACUUGUCACAUGUUUAAAAACAUUUUCCAUUAUAUUACACAAUCAUUAAUAUUUUAAUUGAAUGAAGUGAACAAUCAUUGUUGUUUAUCAAAUAUUUGUUGAUCAUUUUUUAAACCUGAUUCGUUAUAUGCAGUUACUUUUUUUUGCUAGUAUGUAAUUCAGGUGAUUAUAAAUUAAUUGCGAGAUUUUCCAUCCCUGUCCACCCUCUCUUUUUUCUGCGGCCCUUUAGUUUUAUUUACUCCAAUAAAAAUGAUAAACUGGGUAUAAACUGAUAAAAUGAUAUUUGUGUAUCGGUCCGGUACUGUCGGGGAACAGCGUUUAUUUAUUGAUUUACGUUGUUGAUGUAAACAUUCACAUGUAAAAAAAAAACAUUGUUACGAUGGUGUUCAUUGUUCGUCUAAUAACACAUAUAGAUGAUCCCUUAUGCAAUAAGAAAGAGAUGAUCACAAAUUCAAUAGUGAAAUGGUCAUCUAAGAAAAAAAUUAAAAACUGUUAUCCCUGCCCAAUUUGAAAAAAAAAUGGAUGAAAAUCUAGCAAUUAAUUGACAUUUGCCAUAUGUAUGCAUUCGAGCAGGUAACUUUUGAUGUUAACUUGUUUAAUCAUAGUUUUAUCGUGGGAAUAUUGACAUUUAUUGUUGAAUGAUACAAAUAUAUAUGUAUAUAUAUAGAUCCUAUGGAUGAAAUCCAAUAACUUACAUGUAUUAUGUUUAAAUGAUGGAUGUUGUGAUCAGAACAUGUAAUCUAGAUGGGUAUAAAUGAAUCUGAUUAUUUUGUUUUUAUGUUUGAAUUUAUUUUACUUUAUUAUGUCAAUCAGGGCCCUGUUUCAAUAAGAUAUCUUAGUCGAAAACCUUACGCUUCUUAAGAGUACUCAUUGCUUACGAGAGCUCGAGGGCACCCUUAAUGCUACACCAUCACAGAUUGACCAUUUGGAAACUUUUUAUUUUGUCUCGUAAUGAUUGUGCCAAUUUUGGGUAAAUAUCUGAAAUCCGGUGAAAUAACACUGCUGACAAAAGCUAAGAUCGCAGUUUUCAUAUUAACGUUUGAAAAUUGAGGAUUUAUGACUUAAAGCGUUCCUAACACUUUCAGAAAAAUGCAGAAAACAUCAAUUUUUGAUCAGAAAAAUUAUUAAACCCUGAUUUUUUGUCAGCAGUCUUAUAUGACUGGUUUCCAGGUAAUUUCGCAAAAACUGGCUUGUUCCAAGAAAAAGAAAAAGUUGUCAAAACAUUUAAUCUGCGAGAUCGCAGCUUUAAGGGCUUGACUAAAGCUUACAAUCUUGAUUGAAAUGGGGCCUAGGGGUAUAAUGUAGCCCAAGAGGUCAAAAUUUGUGUCAUAAGAUCAAUAUUUAUGUUGUUCAUACAAGAAAAUCACCUUUAUUUUGAAGGGGCUACUUCUUUCAAAGUUGUGUAUUAUGUGAUAUUUACAUUUUUCAAUCAUGUAGAAUUCCAUUAUCCUUCAUGCAUGUAGUCAACACAUUGAUUACAAGCACAUGUACAUUUCAAGGAACUUACGCAAAUUAUCACAAACUGAACAUUGAAAAUUACUGAACUUGUACAUAAAUGAUGCAAAAGUGUUGAAUGUGGAAUAUCUCAUGAGAAUUCAUGAUUUAUUGUGGGUUUUUAGUCAAAGUUGAGCUUGUUUUAUGACUUUAUCUAAUGUAGCAUAAAGUGAUUCGAGUGUGUUUUUUCAAAAGAAUACAUGUUUAUGACUGAAAAGUUACAAUUUAUUUAUUAAUGCAAUUACAUCAGGUUUUUUGUGUUUAAAUAAUGAAUAUUAUUGUAGAAUGUAUGGUUGCUUGUUAAUUGUUAUGCUUUUUCAUUUACCCUAUUUUCUUGUUUUACAUAAUUUAAAAUGUGUUCACACUUUUUUUAUCAACUACUGUAUAAUUCAUUCCAUUAUUCAAUUUAACAUUCCUUACAGUUUCUCCAGAAUUUCUAACAUUGUCACCAGAAACAUGAAAUCCCGUUUUAAUACCAAAGCAUUAUUACACUGUAUGACUUGUUACUUUAUCUUUCAAAGAUGGAUAACAAAUAAGUCAGCUUCAAAUAAGGACUGAGUAAUAUAUAGAUGACAUGAAGUAAAUUCUUAAUGAUUAAGAAUGGGCAGAGUGAGCGUACUAAUCGAGCCCUUCUUAAUUAUUUAGAUAUUACUUCAGGUCAUCUAAUUGACUAGAAUACAACCUUAUUGGCUGAUACAGGAUGAGUGGCUGUAGGCAGACCUUUAAACUCCCACAAAAGUUGAAAUUCUUUAUAAUUAAAUCUAGUACUUAAUGAUUGACUAUCUGCAAUUUCAUUGGUUGAAAAUGUAGGUUGUAUUCUAAUUCCAAGUUAUAACCUUUUUUUGGUCAAAAUUAUGCUGUAGUUUUUCAGUUUAAAGUUUUUUGUCUAAAAUUAACUUACUGCAGUUAAUUGAAUGCUUACAAAAGAUAUUAUAUUCCUAUCUAAUAAAUUAACAAUGUUUUCACAAGUGCAAUAUUUCUUGUUUAGUUGUUGUGUUUUGGUUGUAAAGAUAUUUUUUGUUGUUUAUGCUCCGAUUCUUUUAAAUUUACUUUUCAAUUCUUACACCUUAUAGGAAAAUGAUCUGUAAAAGUGCAAAAAAGAAUUCUUGUUGAAAUUAUUUAGCAGCUUUCUUACAUUAAAAUGUAUGGUAACUAGAAAAAAACAAACAUGAGUUCAACAUUUGAGCUUGUCCUUUUCUCAAAGAAAAACGUUUUGAGUAUUAUCAUAGCCAUGGUGUCAUCUAAAGCAACAGUGUUAUCAUACAGAGCUUAACCAUUGGCCAUUACUCAAGCUAUUCAAAUGAAACUUGGUACACAUGUUGCUACAGACAAUAGGCACAUUUAAAACAAGGCCCAUUACUCUGAUUUUAAUAAUUGUAAAAUAAUGCACCUUGUUCUACUGAUAAAACAGCAUCAGAACAGCAUUGGCAUUUUCUCCGCGGCAUUCUUUUUAUUUUUUAUGUUCUUAAUAAAAAGAAAUCUCUGGUUUAAAAAGUUAUCACUGUUGGUUUUCAUAGCAUUUAUCUUGUAUUUUCUAUAGUAGAAUCAUUGUUAGUGAUUAUAUAUUGUAAUAUAUGGUCAGAAAUGUGUACACUGUUCAUGGGCAAUAAAAUUAUA
Messenger RNA from Mya arenaria, 6036 nucleotides. RefSeq names its product protein HID1-like. The transcript has 24 exons. NCBI's taxonomy places the organism in Eukaryota, Metazoa, Mollusca, Bivalvia, Myida, Myidae. The record is from RefSeq and is a predicted model, not a curated record. Bases 44 to 2638 code for a protein of 864 amino acids. Gene Ontology annotation, cellular component: membrane; Golgi medial cisterna; Golgi trans cisterna.